AAUAUCCACUGUACAAGUAUCAACAGUUAUAGCAUAAAGAACCCAACCAAAAUGUCAUCUCUUGCUUUCAGAUCCUUGAAGAAUGGUUCAUUAUUGAAGAACUCUUUAAGAACUUUAUCUUCUACCACUUCCACUUUAACCAACUACCAACACCCAGACUACAGUUCAUACUUGAACAACAAGAGCCAAGAUAGUAGCAGAAACUUUGCUUACUUCAUGGUUGGUUCUAUGGGUUUAUUAUCUGCCGCAGGUGCCAAGUCCACUGUUGAAACUUUCCUUUCUUCCAUGGCUGCCUCUGCUGAUGUCUUAGCUAUGGCCAAGGUUGAAGUUAAGUUGGGCGCUAUUCCAGAAGGUAAGAACGUCAUUAUCAAAUGGCAAGGUAAGCCAGUUUUCAUUAGACACAGAACUGCUGAUGAAAUCGAAGAAGCUAACAAGGUUGAUAUUUCCUCUUUGAGAGACCCUCAAAAUGAUUCUGAUCGUGUUAAGAAGCCAGAAUGGUUAGUCAUGUUGGGUAUCUGUACCCACUUGGGUUGUGUUCCUAUCGGUGAAUCUGGUGAUUUCGGUGGUUGGUUCUGUCCAUGUCACGGUUCCCAUUACGAUAUCUCCGGUAGAAUCAGAAAAGGUCCAGCCCCAUUAAACUUGGAAGUUCCACAAUAUGAAUUUGCUGACGAAGAAACCUUAAUUGUUGGUUAAGCAGGGCCCCAUUCUGACUCCCAUUCCUGUAUAUCAUGAUCAUUUUGUAAAACAAAAGAGCAGAGAGAGAUUUAUUCAUACUUUUCAUCCUUUGUACAUUUUUGCCAAUUCUCAUAUUUAUUGAUAUGUGAAUCCCUCUACCCAUAUAAUUAUACAUAUAAAAAAAGAGUAUACAUGGCAUUAUACAUACCAGUUUAUUUUUGAUUUUAAUAUUUGAGUUUUGUUUGUGUAUAUUCGUAAUAAAAAUAUAAAGCUUUAGUAACUAGAUUUCAUUAAAGAGCAAUUAUAAGUGAGGAUUUUCUUCAAGAAUAGCACUUAAUUCGUCUGGAAUCACUUUCCAAAUUUGUGAACUCCAAUCUUGUUUGAUUUUGUCAAUAGUUAAUCCUUCAGAAUAAUCCCUGAUGGUAUUAAAAUUGAAAAGCUUCAAUUGCAGUAACAGUUGAAAGAAUUUUUCCCCAAUAUCGGGAGGAAGAUUGGUGGGAUUAUAAUCUGAAACGUAAUGAAGUCUAUAAAAGACACUCCAGUGAAGAAUACAAUCUUCAGGAAGUAUUCUGGAUUCUCCUAAAUUUGGGGAAACGACACGUUUACGUUCACCAUACCGAUCUUCAAUCUUGUAGCUUAUGGGCAAUAAUUCUAACGCCCACCAGAAUAAUGAUUCAAACAUGGUAGUGCUUCCUCUUCCGUCAAAUCGGCAAAUAGGUGCUUUUGGAAGAUAGGGGUAUUUACCAACUACUCCCGUUGCGCGAAGCUGAUCAGGAUAGUGUUGCAUGAGUGCUAAAACAUCAUGAUGAUAUGACAACAAACCCAAAUAAGAAGGAAAGGUUGUUGCAAAAGUACCAAUAGCUCCAAGUUUGAAAACAACUUUGAAUUUAAUUGCUUGUGCCAACAUCCAUCUAAGUGAAACGUUGGACAAAAGUUGAUUGCCAUCAUUAGAUUCCCAUCCCCCGCCG
Spathaspora passalidarum NRRL Y-27907 is the source of this 1643-nucleotide messenger RNA. RefSeq names its product ubiquinol--cytochrome-c reductase catalytic subunit (gene RIP1). The coding region runs from base 52 to 693 and encodes 213 amino acids. Gene Ontology annotation, molecular function: 2 iron, 2 sulfur cluster binding; quinol-cytochrome-c reductase activity. The transcript has 2 exons. Lineage: Eukaryota; Fungi; Ascomycota; Pichiomycetes; Serinales; Debaryomycetaceae. The record is from RefSeq and is a predicted model, not a curated record. Gene Ontology annotation, biological process: mitochondrial electron transport, ubiquinol to cytochrome c. Gene Ontology annotation, cellular component: membrane.